AUGCUCAAUUCAUUAAUUAAUUCAGCACGUAACUCUACUAAAAGCAUACAGCAAUACAAUAGUCAACCAUCAUCACGUGAAAUUAAUAUGUCUAAUCUUUGUCCAGAUGCAUUAGCUGCUUGGGGUGUUCAGCAUCCAGCUGAUUUAAAUUAUCGUGUGGAAUUAGCACGUCGAAUUUCAUUGAUAUUCGAUGAUAGUGAUCAAAUAAUUAUUCUCGAUGAUGUUGCUAUAGUUCUACCAGAAUCUGAACGAACUAGUUUUCAUGGAAUACGUGGUUAUGAUCGAUCACUUUUACCUGCACUUUGGUUAUCAACUGGAUUUCGUUCUGGUGGUCGAAUUAUUGUUUAUUCACCACCAAAUUCAGUUGAAUUAGAAAGUUUUCUAAAAUUAAAACAAUUAAUUCAAGAACGUCUUGAACGUUCAAUUCAAAUUAAAAUUUUCUAUGAAGAUUCAAAUCAUCAAUUACUUGAACUUAUUGAUAUUUUUGAAAAAAACUCAAAACAAUAUAUGAAAAUUUGUGAAACAUUUGCACAACGUUCAUCAAAUGAUUUUUAUCCUGAAUAUUAUAUUGAUAUACUUAAACAACAUAUAGAUAAAAUUACUGAAGGUGUUCAUCGAUCAUUUGUUUUUCCUUAUGAAAUGACUGAAUUUCAUCAACAAGAACUUCAAUCUUAUGGUGAUCGAUUAAAAUUACCUGAUAUACCAACAAAUGAUAAAGCAAAACAUAAUUUUUUUUUACGAUCACAAGCAUUUACUGCUUUACCAAAAUUAUUAGCUGCAUCACCAGAUGGAACAAUAAUUGGUCAUUAUCAACAAUAUAUCAAAACAUUAGAAUAUCUUGAUCCAAUUCAUACAGAAAAUAGAGCAGAAAAUAUUGAAGUUUUUGCUCGAACUAUCAUUGAAGCUAUUGAUCAAUUGUAUCAUAAAUAUAAUUUAUCAGCAUUUGUUAAAUUAGAUGCAAGUGGUGCAGCUGGUUGGUCAUGUAUGGUUCCAAGUGAACAUUCGAUUAUUUAUGAUUGUGAAGAAGAACAAGAAAAACGAAUUAAUUAUUUACGUGAAUAUAUGGAAGAUAAAAUAGUUGGUGAACAAUUACCAAGAUUAGCUGUUAUUGAAGAAUUUAUUGAACCACAAAAACGAUCUGGUGAUAUUUAUGCUGAUUAUACAGUUUGUGGAUUUGUUCUUGAUGGAAAACUUUUUCCAACAUCAAUUAAUCUAUGUGGAACAGAAAAUGGAUGUUAUGUUGAACAAUGGACUUCAUAUUCAUCUACUGAUCUGAAUGAUUCUCCAAUAUAUUGGCAACGUAUGUUUCAAACGUAUUCACUUAUGGUUGCUGUUGAAGCAUCUGAAUUUGGUUAUAAAAAUGGAAUAUAUGCAGGAGAUUUAUUUGUAACAAAAAAUGGUCGUCAUAAACAACGUGAUUGGAAUAUUCGACGUGGUGGAAGAUCAUCACCAGAAUCAUUAAUUAUUUUUGGUAUGCCUAAUUAUGAAACAAAAAUUACAUUAUCAAUGACUAAUUUUGAAUUAAAUGGAAAAAUGAAUAAUAUUGAAUUAUUUUAUUUAUAUACAAAAAUAUGUCAACGUUUAACAAAUGAUUAUGGAAUGUAUAUAAUUUCAAGUGGACUUGGUUAUUGUUGUAAAGAUAAUAAAGAAAAUGAUUAUCUUAAAUUUAAUAUUCUUAUUCAUCCAAAAUGGCUUGUUAAUACUGAUAGUAAUGGACAAAAACAACAGUCACCUAGAAGUGAACAUCGAAAUAAAGUGAUGGAAAUAAUUCGAGAAAUAACAAGUCAAAUUUUACAAAAUAAAAAUUAA
Messenger RNA from Rotaria sordida, 1809 nucleotides. The record is from the annotation of a GenBank genome assembly. NCBI's taxonomy places the organism in Eukaryota, Metazoa, Rotifera, Eurotatoria, Philodinida, Philodinidae.